This is a messenger RNA of Cladocopium goreaui, 6920 nucleotides long. Lineage: Eukaryota; Dinophyceae; Suessiales; Symbiodiniaceae. The record is from the annotation of a GenBank genome assembly.
AUGGCGAACCGCCUCCGUCAGAUCCAGAGCCACAUCUUGGCAAGCGAUGCCAGCGUCUCCGGUGGCCUGGAGAUGCGCGCAGUGUCAUCCAACGAGGAUGCCGAUUUCGAAGCUCGCGUGAAGGCCAUGAAGGAAUUCAUGGGCAGCGAGCGCUUCAAGUACACCACUCGUCCAUACAAGGUCGAAGAUGUGGUGAAGCUCCAGGGCACUUUCCCCAUGUACUUCAAUGGCGCCAAGGUGUCUGAGAAGCUCUACAAGAUGCUCCGGGAACACCAGGCCAAGGGCACCUGCUCCCACACAUUCGGUGCCCUUGACACAGUUCAGGUCACCCAGAUGGCCAAGUACCUGACCUCUGUGUACGUCAGCGGAUGGCAGUGCUCCUCCACUGCAUCAACCUCCAACGAGCCCGGCCCAGAUGUGGCAGACUACCCUUAUGACACCGUGCCCAACAAGGUGGAUCAGCUCUUCCGAGCCCAGCUCUUCCACGAUCGCAAGCAGUACGAGGAGCGACGUCGCAUGAAUCCAGACGAGCGCGCCAAGACUCCAGUGGUUGACUACCUGAAUCCCAUCAUCGCAGAUGCAGACACUGGCCAUGGAGGCAUCACCGCCACUAUGAAGCUCGCCAAGAUGUUCAUUGAGAACGGCGCCGCUGGCAUCCACAUUGAGGACCAGAAGCCUGGCACUAAGAAGUGCGGCCACAUGGGUGGCAAGGUGUUGGUUUCCACCCAGGAGCACAUUCAGCGCCUCAUUGCCAUCCGCUUGCAGGCCGACGUGCUGAAUUCUCCCUUGGUGCUGGUGGCUCGAACUGAUGCGGAGGCAGCAACCAUGAUCGAUUCAAACAUCGACACUCUGCAGAGCAAGUCCAGCCGAGGACAGUUUGUGGUUCUGCAGAUGACUCAAGUUUCUUUUAAAGUUGCCACAGCAAGACUUGCUGAGGAUACCAUUGAUCAUCCUCACAUCAAGGGUGUCACCAUCAAGGGCGUGGAACCUUUGUACGAGGCAAUGAGGAAGGGAACUGACAAGGACUGGGAGGAGCGUGCUGGAUGCAUGACCUUCCCCGAUGCCGUCGCCAAGGCCUUGAAGGCUAAGGGACAGGACCCAGCCAAGUGGCUCCAGGAUGCUCGCAAGAUGUCCCUGGACCAAAUGCGCAAAGCUGCCGCAGGCAUGGGCUGCGACAUCUACUUUGACUGGGACUCUGCUCGCUCGGUGGAAGGCUACUUCCGAAUCAAGGGCUCCACUGAGUUCUGCAUUGAGCGUGCCAUUGCCUUCGCCCCAUAUGCGGACAGCAUCUGGAUGGAGACUGGCAAGCCAAUUCUGGCUCAGGCGACUCAGUUUGCCAAGGAGGUUCGUGCUGCAGUGCCACACCAGAUGCUUGCAUACAACCUGAGCCCAUCCUUCAACUGGGACAGUGCAGGAAUGACCGAUGCUCAGAUGGAGUCCUUCAUUUGGGACCUCGCCAAGCUCGGAUUCUGCUGGCAGUUCAUCACCUUGGCCGGAUUCCACUGCGACGCCCUGAGCAUUGACCUCUUUGCCAAGGAGUACUCUAAGCGCGGUGCCGCUGCCUAUGUUCAGAUGAUUCAGCGCAAGGAGCGCGAAAACAAGGUGGAGACUUUGACGCAUCAGAAGUGGAGUGGAUCUGAGAUCGUGGAUGAGAUGGGCAACAUCGUCAGCGGUGGUCUCUCCUCCACGGGCAUCAUGUCCGCAGGCGCUCUCUUUCCCUUUGAUCCAACCCAGAAUUUUCAAGUUGGAGCACAAGGAGCCAUCAGAAAUGCUGCCGGUCCCCAGACGGAGGCUGCCAUCAGCGAGUUGCAGACCCUGCAGAGGCUUUGGGACUCUUCGCCUGUGGCCUUGGUGACCGGUGGAUAUCUCUCAGACAAACUUGCGUUGACCAUGACAGAGAUUCCCUACGAUGUGCUACAGAUUUUCCGGUCAACUCAGGUUGAAGCUGACCGGCACACUGCCUUGAUGAGAGAUGCGGGAUAUCGUACGUUGUCAAUGCCUACACUUUGCACUGGUGGCAUUGGCAUUCCGAUCCAGUUUGUUGCUUGGCAAGACCUUGAUGCGGCAGACUACCUUUUUUUGAACAGCGUUGCCGUUGCGGCUGUCCAAAGCAUCUAUCGUGACUUCUGUGAACAUCCAUCUGACCCAAUGCGGCUGCGCAUCUGCUGCUUCGAGCCUUUGCACUUGCAGAUGCUUCGAGCUGUGAAGGACGAGGUCUUUGACAAUUUCUACCGUGCAGAGGUUACAGAGGACCUGGUGUCUCUCCUGCAAAGGUCACAACGUGAACAUCCUGAAGAUAGGGAGGAUGCGUCUUCGGACGGCGAUGAAGCCAUGGCUCCGGACUCAAAGCCAUCGGAAAACGAUGCCAGCGUCUCCGGUGGCCUGGAGAUGCGCGCAGUGUCAUCCAACGAGGAUGCCGAUUUCGAAGCUCGCGUGAAGGCCAUGAAGGAAUUCAUGGGCAGCGAGCGCUUCAAGUACACCACUCGUCCAUACAAGGCCGUUGGCUGGGUCGAAGAUGUGGUGAAGCUCCAGGGCACUUUCCCCAUGUACUUCAAUGGCGCCAAGGUGUCUGAGAAGCUCUACAAGAUGCUCCGGGAACACCAGGUCACCCAGAUGGCCAAGUACCUGACCUCUGUGUACGUCAGCGGAUGGCAGUGCUCCUCCACUGCAUCAACCUCCAACGAGCCCGGCCCAGAUGUGGCAGACUACCCUUAUGACACCGUGCCCAACAAGGUGGAUCAGCUCUUCCGAGCCCAGCUCUUCCACGAUCGCAAGCAGUACGAGGAGCGACGUCGCAUGAAUCCAGACGAGCGCGCCAAGACUCCAGUGGUUGAUGCUUGGUUGCGAGACGGAAAGCAGCAUGUGGAUAUCACCUGGCAGCUUGGAGAGCAUGGAGAGAGGUUGGCCGGCAGCGGCCGGGCGCGCAGCAAGAAGCAAGCGCGCCGAGAGGCGGCCAAGAAGCUGCUGAAGCUGUUGCCCGUGGGAAAGGAAGCAGAGAUCCAAAUGCGAAAACAGAUGCUCCAGGGACUUCGCUACAAGUUGUCUGCCGAGGUGGUUGAGGAUGGGGUGGCUGGUGCCGUCAACAAUGAUCGUGGCCUCCAGCAGAUCUACCGGGUCUUGUGGAAAGUCCCCAGACCGCAGGGCCGUGCUCCAGCAGAGGUUUCAGCUGAAGGACGAGGAGGUACAGUGGCAGAAGCCCAGGCAGAUGCUUGGGAGAACCUCUACAUUCAAGCAAGACGGAAGAAUCUUCAUGCAGCUGCUUCCCAGGCAGUUUAUGAAGAACGAGAGGAACGGAAGCGCCAGCAGCUGGAGGACGCUGCUGAGCAGCGACAGCAGCAAGUCAACGAGGGCAUGUCAAUUUUGACCUCUGAAGCAGCGUCCGAGCUGGCAGUGCGGCACAAUACCGUGGUCCAACGUUUGCGAAUCCAGGCCAAGGAUGAAAUGGCGGCACAUGAGGCAGGCUACCAUUGCGUUUUACAUUGGUCCUGGGAAGAUCCCAGUGGCGAGUCUCGAAGUGCACGAUCCAGCGGUUUAGGCUCCAGCAAGCGCCAGGCAAGGGGUGAGGCCAUGCAAAAGAUGUUGGCAGAACAAGGCUUUGGAUCCUUUGAAGCCACUGCCCUCAACGAUGCUGCGAGAGUUCGAGGUUUGGCCAAAGCAGGGGAUCCUCAAAGCACGCCCUUGGCUUGCAGCUUCAUGUUAAAUUGGCCAACCUCGCAUUGGGGCUUGGUUUUGAUCGAAGUUUGGCAGUCAGCGCUAGCGCGGCAGGAUCUAGCGGCUGUGCAGGAGUUGGGGGCUGCGGUGCAAAGUGUGUCUGACGGAUUGGGGCCACAGCUCUGGGAAUCCCUUCUGGAUGCUCCAGCGCACGUGGCGUGUGGCAAAACUGCGAUGGAAGCAUUGAAAGCACUGCAAGGCGUCUCAUUGAUUGCCUCAGGUUUUCCGUCAAAGGCUCACAGGGACUACUUUCAACACUUUCGCUUACUCACUGCGAUGGAGCGGAUAGGUGCCAAUCAGGCCAUGGUGGAAGAACUUCGUUCACAAUCAGACGUGAUGUCUUUGAGAAUGAGACAGCAGAAUUGCGUGUUGCCUUAUUUGACUCUGGCUCCGGCAUCAUCUGGCAAUGCGCAUUGGAGCCCAAGCAUUUUCACUGAACUGCGCCAGGGUGAUGUGGUGUAUUUACAAUCUGGGGAAAGAGAUCACUUGGCAGUUAUCACCUCCAUCGUGAAGGAGGAUGGCAAGCAGAAACUCACCUUGCGGUGUCACACCUUAAGUCUGGACGAUGUUGAUGAAGAAUGGUUUGACGUUUAUGGCCUGGAAUCAGAGGUCACCACCUUGCGGUGCAUCUCCGCUUUAUGGUCUGCCAGCCAGCCGCAUGCUUCCUUAGAGGAGCGGCCUGCCACUCAGCUGAUGCUCAACAGAGAGAUGACCAAAAUCCUGGUGGAAAGCUUCCUGCCGGAGGGUCUGACAAAGGCUCGGGAGGUUGCAAGGUCUCUCCCACCUGGCUGUGACCCUGGGUCCAUGGAUCAACGCCUGCAGAUGCUGCAGAAGUCGAUCCCAAGCCAUGUGAACCUGUCUGAGUCGCAGAUGAGAUCAGUGCAGUCGGCCUUGCAGCAGCGGCUGACCUUGAUCCAUGGACCACCUGGUACAGGGAAGACCACUGCUGCGGUCUCAGUACUUUCAGCCUGGCGCUCCUUGGGAGAUCGAAUUCUUUGUGCUGCGGAUUCCAAUGUGGCAGCAGAUAAUUUGCAUCAAAAUCUCCAGAAGUGGGGAGUGAAAUCCUAUCGCUUUUCGCCGACUGAAAUGCAUCAGACUGGUGAACGAGCCACUGCUUAUCAACGGAUGCUUGCAAUCCAAGAUGCCAUCGGCAGCUUUCAGAUUGUCGUGACCACAUGUGCCAGUGCAGGUCAUGAACUUCUGCGAGGCUACAAUUUUCCACGGGUCUUGAUUGAUGAAAGCACCCAGUCUAUUGAGCCCAGCACGUUGCUGCCCAUCAUCAACGGAUGUUCACACCUGGUCCUCAUUGGUGACCAUCGGCAACUGCCUCCUACGGUGAUUUCAGAUGAUGCGAGACGUUUGGGCCUGGACCGAUCAUUGUUCGCUCGCUUGGCUGAACCCAAGGCAAAUGCUGUGGUGGAGCCACUGCUGCUCAAUGAACAAAGAAGGAUGCACCCAAGCAUCGCCGAAUUUCCGAAUCGUCAUUUCUACAAUGGCCUGGUUCAAGACCAAGUUUCAAGUCGACCUCCCAUUCCUGGUGUGCAGUUCCCGCAGCAGGAUGCUACACGAGUCUUGCUGGUGGAUUGUGCUGCAGAGACUGCAGAGACUGCAGAGGAACAGUAUGGCACCUCCUGGCGAAAUGUGGCAGAGGUUCAGGCAGUGCGAGACUUUGUUGCUCAUGUCCUAUCCCCCUCUCGCCAUGUUCCAAAGCCUUUGGAGCCUGAGCAGAUCGUGGUAUUGACCCCAUAUCUCCAACAAAAAGAGCUACUGCAAUCUGCUCUUGAGAAGGCAAAGCUGCAGGUUCGGGUUUCCACGGUGGAUGGCUUCCAAGGAGCUGAGGCAGAUCUGGUUCUGUUCUCUGCGGUCCGGGCGAAUCUCUCUGGACGCCUUGGUUUUCUGCGGGACACGCGCCGAGCCAACGUGGCACUGACUCGGGCCAGACGGGGCUUGGUGGUCUUUGCAGAUGCGACGACCUUGAGGGAAUCCAAGGGCUCCGUUUGGGCUACUUGGUUGGAAUGGUUAGAGGCCCGUGAUGGCAUCCGUGAGCUCGACGUGCGGCAGCAUGCGGCAGCGCAUGAUAUGCACAUCUUGUCUUCCACCAAGAGCCUUUGCAUCACUUUGUCUUUGGCACUCAGUGCGUUUCAUUUCAACUUCAACGAUUUUUCUGUUUUCAAGAACGCCGACGUGCUCAAUUCACCUUUGGUGUUGGUGGCGCGUACCGAUGGGGAGGCAGCCACGAUGAUUGACAGCAACAUUGAUCCCAUUGAUCAUCCUCACAUCAAGGGUGUCACCAUCAAGGGCGUGGAACCUUUGUACGAGGCAAUGAGGAAGGGAACUGACAAGGACUGGGAGGAGCGUGCUGGAUGCAUGACCUUCCCCGAUGCCGUCGCCAAGGCCUUGAAGGCUAAGGGACAGGACCCAGCCAAGUGGCUCCAGGAUGCUCGCAAGAUGUCCCUGGACCAAAUGCGCAAAGCUGCCGCAGGCAUGGGCUGCGACAUCUACUUUGACUGGGACGCUGCUCGCUCGGUGGAAGGCUACUUCCGAAUCAAGGGCUCCACUGAGUUCUGCAUUGAGCGUGCCAUUGCCUUCGCCCCAUAUGCGGACAGCAUCUGGAUGGAGACUGGCAAGCCAAUUUUGGCUCAGGCGACUCAGUUUGCCAAGGAGGUUCGUGCUGCAGUGCCACACCAGAUGCUUGCAUACAACCUGAGCCCAUCCUUCAACUGGGACAGUGCAGGAAUGACCGAUGCUCAGAUGGAGUCCUUCAUUUGGGACCUUGCCAAGCUCGGAUUCUGCUGGCAGUUCAUUACCUUGGCCGGAUUCCACUGCGACGCCCUGAGCAUUGACCUCUUUGCCAAGGAGUACUCCAAGCGCGGUGCUGCUGCCUAUGUUCAGAUGAUUCAGCGCAAGGAGCGCGAGAACAAGGUGGAGACUUUGACGCAUCAGAAGUGGAGUGGAUCUGAGAUCGUGGAUGAGAUGGGCAACAUCGUCAGCGGUGGUCUCUCCUCUACGGGCAUCAUGUCCGCAGGCGUCACUGAGAAGCAGUUCUGAGGCUGCCGGGCUGGUAUCCUUCCUGAGCUGCCAGCACAGACCACAGUGGCAGCUGACAGGAGGGUGGCGGCAGGAGCACCUUAACUCAUGAUUCUUUUGAUUUUCUUCAGCAGCAAUAGCUCUGCUGACCUCAAUCUGGGAAGAAUGGGACUCAUGGCUGU